AUGAUGGACAAGUCGAAAGUGGACUAUUCGCUGUAUUUGGUGACUGACUCGACUAUGUUGCCUCCAGGGGCCACUUUGGUUUCGCAGGUGAAUUCAGCGCUGGAAAAUGGGGUCACUUUGGUGCAGCUGCGUGAGAAAGAAACAGAUACGAAAACCUUUAUCGAGGAAGCUCUGAAAGUUCAAGAACUUUGUCGUCAGCACAAUGUUCCCUUGAUCAUCAAUGACCGUGUGGACGUUGCCCUUGCAAUUGAUGCUGAUGGUGUUCAUGUGGGUCAGGACGAUAUGCCAAUUGCUAUGGUUCGUAAAUUGCUUGGUCCUGACAAAAUCAUAGGAUGGAGCGUGGGUUACGAGCACGAAGUUCAAGAAUUGGCAGCCAUGGGACCACAAUACGUCGACUAUGUGGGGUUAGGAAUGAUUUUCCCCACGGAGACCAAAAAAAAUGCCAAAAAAUCUCCAAUGGGCCCAAGAGGAGUCUCCAAAUUGUUGGAUGCUAUGCAAGCAUCGAAUGCUACCUGGUGCAGAACGGUGGGUAUAGGUGGUCUGCAUCCCAACAACAUUUCCAGAGUUCUUUACCAAGUAUGCUCUGAAGAUGGGAAAAGAAGUCUGGACGGUAUUGCGGUAGUCAGUGACAUAAUGGCUUCAACGGAAGCCGGAGAAGCAGCAAAGCGGCUUCGCAGUAUCAUCGAUGCCCGCAGCUACUAUUUUGUAGAUGGUAUGGAUUCUGAAAUCUGCCUUUUCUCCUGGUGGUUACAGGAACGCAUCAAGUCCACUAAGCAAAACUCGCCCCUAAUCCAUCAUAUCACCAACAAAGUACAUCAAAAUUUUGGUGCCAACGUAGCAUUAGCACUGGGGUGCUCACCUAUAAUGUCUGAAGUUGAACCUGAAUUUACAGAGCUAUCCAAUAUGCCACAUGCCACCCUGCUCUUGAAUACUGGCUCAGUUGCUCCUUUGGAGACUUUGGUAAGUGCAGUGAGGGCAUACAAUGAAGCCAAAAGGCCUAUAGUGUUCGAUCCUGUUGGAUUCAGUGCCACUUCGGUCCGUUUGCAACUGAACAGACAUUUACUUGAAGAGGGGCAGUUCGCGUGCAUAAAAGGAAACGCUGGUGAGAUUUUAUCUCUAGCGGACAUGAAUGUGGGCAAGAUGAGGGGGGUAGACUCUGGACAUACCGGAUCUGAUAUUUCCAUUCUUGUGGCUGCCACCAAAAUCGUUGCUUUCAGGUACCGUUGUGUCGCUGUCUGUACCGGUCAAGUCGACGUUGUGGCCAACGGCCUGAAUUUUGGACAGUUCAAUUUGUCCACCGGGUCCGAUUCUAAUCCAUCUCAGCUUCCUGCUCGUAUUGUGGAAGCCGGUAAUAUCCCAGUUAUGGGCAAAAUCACCGCCAGUGGUUGCUCUCUCGGAACAACAAUUGCGUGCUUGAUAGGAGGUAUUACUGUUGAAGAAGACAUUUUCGGCGGCGUUCUAUUGGCGGUUCUUAUGUACAAGUCAGCUGGAUAUACUGCCUCGUUAAAAUGCAAAGGCAGCGGCAGUUUUCAAGCUCACCUGAUAGACGCUUUGGACAAUAUGUUAACGGAGAAUGAUCCUUCUACUUGGUUUGCAAAAACCUCUUCGAUUUGA
Messenger RNA from Lachancea lanzarotensis, 1614 nucleotides. It is a transcript of the gene THI6, whose product is annotated as LALA0S05e06370g1_1. Bases 1 to 1614 code for a protein of 537 amino acids. The record is from RefSeq and is a predicted model, not a curated record. Gene Ontology annotation, biological process: thiamine biosynthetic process. The transcript has a single exon. Lineage: Eukaryota; Fungi; Ascomycota; Saccharomycetes; Saccharomycetales; Saccharomycetaceae. Gene Ontology annotation, molecular function: hydroxyethylthiazole kinase activity; ATP binding; magnesium ion binding. Gene Ontology annotation, cellular component: cytoplasm.